This is a messenger RNA of Parastagonospora nodorum SN15, 1377 nucleotides long. RefSeq lists its product as hypothetical. Gene Ontology annotation, molecular function: zinc ion binding; mRNA binding; single-stranded RNA binding. NCBI's taxonomy places the organism in Eukaryota, Fungi, Ascomycota, Dothideomycetes, Pleosporales, Phaeosphaeriaceae. The record is from RefSeq and is a predicted model, not a curated record. The transcript has 6 exons. Gene Ontology annotation, cellular component: cytoplasm. The coding region runs from base 1 to 1377 and encodes 458 amino acids. Gene Ontology annotation, biological process: positive regulation of cytoplasmic translation.
AUGUCCUGGGACACUGGAGCUACUGGCGGAGGCGGUGAGUGGGAUCCAGCUCCCGCUGGCGACUCUUGGGGCGGCGGUGAUGCCGGCGGCGGCGGUGGUGGUGGUGAUGGCGAGACCUGUCGCAUCUGCAACCAGACUGGUCACUUCGCCCGUGAAUGCCCCGACAAGCCCGAGGGCGGCGGUCUCACUGGAGAGUGCUUCAACUGCGGCCAAGUCGGUCACAACAAGGCGGACUGCACCAAUGAGCGUGUCGAGCGUCCCUUCAACGGAAUCUGCAACUCCUGCGGUGUAGAGGGUCAUUCUGCCCGGACUUGUCCGACGAACCCCAUGAAGUGCAAGCUUUGCGAUCAGGAAGGCCACAAGGCUCUCGACUGCGAUCAGCGCCGCAUGGUCGACUGGACUGGUGUGCCUGAGAUGGACACUGGAGAUGCCUGGACUGCCCUCGUCGACUCUGCUAAGGCCAAGGAUCUCGAUGCGUUCCGCGUCUGUCUUCGUGCCUACGCUCGUGCUCUCAAGGACGACUUCGAUCUCCCCGGAGUCGAGACUGCUCUGCGCGAAGAUGAUCUUGGUGUGUACCUCAUCGCUAAGAAGCAGGACAUCGCCGCCAACAUGACCAUUGUCGACCUCAUCGGCAACGCUAAGCGCGAGAACGUUCUUUCUGUCCAGCUGUCUGCCAAGCCUCGUCGCGCAAAGAUGGCACAGGGUUGGCCUGAGAGCCCAGAACAGAACCUUGAGCGUCUCGCUUCUUGUGGUUACGUUGAGGACAUUGGCGUGCCGCUCUGCGGUAACUGUGGUGAACUCGGACACAUCCGCAAGCACUGCAAACAGGAGGUCCCGGAGGAGGUCUCGGUGCAGCCUGGUGUAGAGUGUGUGUACUGCAAGGAGCCCGGUCAUCGCGCUCGUGACUGCCCCAAGGAGCGCAUUAACCCUUUCGCAUGCAAGAACUGCAAGCAGGAGGGCCACAACUCCAAAGAGUGCCCCGAGCCUCGCUCAGCCGAGAACGUUGAGUGCCGCAAGUGUAACGAGACCGGCCACUUUUCCAAGGAUUGCCCCAACGUCGCCAAGCGCACCUGCCGCAACUGUGACUCUGAAGACCAUGUGGCCAAGGAGUGCCCGGAGCCCCGCAACCCGGAAAAGCAGCAGUGCCGCAACUGCGAGAAGUUUGGUCACUUUUCCAAGGACUGCCCCGAGCCCAAGGACUGGUCCAAGAUUCAGUGCAACAACUGCCAACAAUUUGGCCACACUAUCAAGCGCUGCAAGGAGCCUAUUGCUGAGGGCGAUACCAUGGGUGACGGAGGCGCUGUGGGUGGCGAUGGCGGCUGGGGCGCUACUGGCGACGCCGGUGCCACUGCUUCUGCUGGUGGCGGCGGCUGGUAG